AUGGUUACAAACCAAGAACUGAAUGACCAUCGAGAGGCUGGCUGCUCGAUUGUUCUCUCCGACAAGAAAUAUUUCCACGUGGGCAGCUGGUUCAUGAAGCGGACGCUUCGACGGCAUGAGUGGCAGUCAGUCUCCGACAAAGUCCUCAUCGUUCCUCCGACAACGUAUCCCCAACGAUGGAAAACCGACGCUGCAGUUCUCCGAUUCCUGCGCAACGAGACAAAUAUCCCGCUGCCACCUGCGGAAUGCACCUUCGAAGAUGACGGGGCCUUCUACUUCCAAUCACAGUACGUAGAGGGCGUCAGUAUGACGGAGCUGCAGCAGGAACAGAAGGAGGUGGUGAUGAAGGAGCUACAGCAGCAUGUGGCCACCCUACAGGCCCUGCGAUCGGAUAUUCCGGGAGUGCCUGGCGAAUCACUCUUGUGCCCUCCCCAGCGCGUCACCAGCAACCAAUGGAAGGUCAACAGCUGCUGGCGGCCGACCAAGGAGAAGGGAGAAUACGUGUUUUGUCACAACGACCUCGGGCAGCACAACGUCAUAGUGGACCCUGAAACGCUCAAGAUCAAAGCCAUCAUCGACUGGGAAUUCGGCGGUUUCUGGCCGGCAUGGUUUGAGAGGCCGUUCUGGAAGCGCCCUGGUCCGAGUGUGGCUCUGCAAGGGGAGGACGACGACGUGCAACGAUGUCGUGACUGGCUCAUGAGUCACUGUGACGAGGUGGAAAUGCCCCUUGGCGACAAGGAGCCAGGAUCAGGUCAGUGCCGGCCAUGGUCCGGCACACGGGGAGCGGAUGAUGAAUGCAGGGACAUGGUUUGA
This is a messenger RNA of Metarhizium album ARSEF 1941, 813 nucleotides long. RefSeq names its product Protein kinase-like domain protein. The record is from RefSeq and is a predicted model, not a curated record. The coding region runs from base 1 to 813 and encodes 270 amino acids. Lineage: Eukaryota; Fungi; Ascomycota; Sordariomycetes; Hypocreales; Clavicipitaceae. The transcript has a single exon.